Molecule: messenger RNA, 2787 nt
Organism: Kickxella alabastrina
Lineage: Eukaryota; Fungi; Kickxellomycota; Kickxellomycetes; Kickxellales; Kickxellaceae
Product: asparaginase-domain-containing protein
Exons: 1
Coding region: 41-2584 (847 amino acids)
Biological process (GO): amino acid metabolic process
Molecular function (GO): asparaginase activity; protein binding
Source: RefSeq, a predicted model, not a curated record
CAAAGCUCACCACUACAGUGAGACUGUUGAUUUCCAGCGGAUGCGCGCGUCCCUCGAUGAGGCAAUCACGCAGGGCGUUUCAAAGGUGCUCGUAAUAUACACGGGAGGAACAAUCGGCAUGAAGCAUAAUAAUUCAAGCGGAUAUUCGCCGGUCAGGGGGUAUUUGCCCGACAAGCUGCGCUCAAUCGGUCGCUUCCACGAUCCCGACGGCUUCAAAGACUUUGAAUUUGAGUUUCACCGCUCCAGCGCGGUCAACAGCUACACAACGGCUGCAGCUGCAACCAGCCAGGCCAACAACGACCCAGGGAAUGCAAAGAGGGUUCAGCCGGCUGGAACUAGCUCUCUGCUUGAGGCGGCAAAACAGCGCUUGAGAGAGAUGACCCGUGGCCACAUGUCCAGCCCGAGAACCGUGACCCCGAAAGAGAAUGCUACCAGCGCCAGGAACUCGGUCAAAAGCGAGACAUGCUCGCCGCCAGCCUCGGCAACAGAGACACCCGAACCCAAUACCGGUGACAACAGCACACCGCACGGUGAUAGCAAUCGCGUGUUCGAAGACAAGGCGCCGACUAUGACUAGCCCUGGUCAUGUAAAGUUCGACACUUCCAGCAUCCCUCCGAGCAGCAUCAAUUCUGGUAGUGAUGAUCUAGGCGGCGAGGACGACCCACGCGGCAAAGGAACACCGUCUUGCCUUUCGGAAUGGCUGAUAACGCCCAAAUCAAUGUACGGACGGCGGAUCCAGUACUGCUUUCUCGAGUAUGAUCCGCUGCUAGACUCGUGCAACAUGGACAUGACCGACUGGGUGCGCAUCGUAACGGACAUUGAACGCUUUUACUACACAUUUGAUGCCUUUAUCAUCCUGCACGGUACAGACACCAUGGCAUACACGGCCAGCGCCCUGAGUUUUAUGUUGCAGAGUCUGGGAAAGUCGGUCAUUGUCACUGGGUCGCAGGUGCCGAUCGCCGAAGUGCGCAACGACGGAAUUGAAAAUUUUUUAGGUGCGCUGACCAUUGCAGGCCACUUUGUCAUUCCCGAGGUCAGUCUGUACUUUAACAACAAGCUGUUCCGCGGCAACCGCUGCGUAAAGAUCGAUGCUAUGGACUUUGACGCAUUCUCGUCGCCCAACCUGGCGCCGCUGGUCAAGGUUGGCGUAGACAUUGAGGUAAAUUGGCCCGAGGUCCUGCGGCCAAACGCCAUCGAGCCCUUCUGCGCGUACAAGCAGAUGAACACCAACGUGGCAAAUUUGCGUCUGUUUCCCGGAAUAUCAGCCAGCGCCGUGCGGGCCUUCCUUGCACCGCCAAUCCAGGGCAUCGUGCUCGAAACAUUUGGCGCUGGCAAUGCACCCGAUGCGCGGCCGGCCAUCUUGGAGGCCCUUGCCGAUGCUAGCGAGCGCGGGGUUGUUAUUGUCAACGUAACACAGUGCCAGCGCGGCAACGUUUCUGACCUGUAUGCGACGGCUCGUGGGCUCACCACGGCAAAGGUUGUCCCCGGACGCGACAUGACCUCGGAAUGUGCGCUGACCAAGCUGAGCUACCUCCUUGGCCGUGGGCUUUCGCCUGAGCGCUGCCGUGAGCUGUUGGGUCGGAGCCUUCGAGGUGAGCUCACAAUAGUGCAGUCUCACUCGCGGCCUAUAUUUUCGACUGGAAACGGCCGCUCGCACACGUUUACACAGUUUGUGUCACGCCAAAUUUUGGAUGAGACUCAGGCUAACGAGCCCAACAUUGAGCUACCCACCUCUAGAAUGCAUGUCAGCAUGAGUCCUCCAAUUCCAGGCGGCGCUGGCUCUCCACAGCUUGUUGGAAUACAUCCCAGCGGCAUUUCUUUGGCAAAGCGGUCAAUUCAUGGCACUGACAAGGCUGCUGCCUUGACAGAGGGGAGCAACCCGAGGUCGCGCGAAACAGUGACCGAGCGCGCUUCAAUCUACCGCGCGUUCUUCCCCGUCCUGCUCUGUGCUGCUGCUGCAACUGGGGACUUACAAGGUAUGUAUCUUCUAGAAGCAGCAUCUAACAAUGCGCUAGAGGUGACAUGCUACGACUACACUGGCCAGACUCCGUUGCACAGUGCAGUUCGUGCUGGGCAGCUCCCGUGCGCGCGCUUUUUGCUCAAGCGGGGCGCCAGCGUGCAUGUGUUGAGCCGCAAAGGCCAUACGCCGCUGUUUGAGGCUAUCUGCGCGCGGCACCCAGAGAUGGUCAAUCUGCUCGCACAGGCAGGCGCGCAUUUCAGUGACGCUGAGAUUCGCGAUCUGAUGCUCAGCAUGCAGCAUGCUGUGUCCAGGGGCGAUAUUGAGUUUGUCAAGAUUGCGGUACGUGCCGGAUUCGACGUCAGUGCCAGCGACCACGAGGGCAGAACCAUUCUGUACUUUGCAGUUAUUGCAGGGCAGGUUGAGAUUGUGCAGUACCUGUUAACACUGCCGGGAAUCUCCGUCGAGCACUGGGAUCAUUGGGGAUAUAGCCCCAUGGACUAUGUCGUGCGCAAGCUUGAUCUGUGGAAUGAAUUUGGCGCGCCCCAUGAGGACAGCCUCCACGACAUGCAGCGCAUAUGUUCUCUGUUUUCUGAAACCGUGAGCGUCGGCGAUAAUGAGCAAUAAUGAUUUUGCGCUAUAGCACAUAGAUUUUACAUUUUUAUUUUAUUUUAUUGUUUGUUUUUUAGUUCACUUGUGGUCAGUCGCAUUCGUAUAAACUAUUAUUCACAGGCCAAAUGGGCAACUUGCACUUGGGCGCUUUCCCCUUUAUAAGGUCGUGGCUUUUAUUUGCUAAAUGUGUAAUAUACAAUUGUACACUAUGCCGUGAG